UUGCUCAGUAAAUCUAAGCUCCCGCUUGAUGUCCGCCAUGGAUGAUGAAGCGAUGCAUUCCGUUUUGCAGCUGGCGGAUGUGAAGUUCAGCGAGAUGAGCAAGGAAUUGUGUCAACAUGUGGCAGAGGAGUUGCACAGAGCAACUGGUUGUCUUGUCAGAGAAGUGGAGGAAAAACUGCGGGCAACUGGACUCACCUUGAGUCCUUCCUGGCAUUCCGGCCAAGGCAAGCCGGCAAGAGGCAAAACUGUGGCGUGGGAAGAUGAAAUUGGCGUUACUGAGUUUAAGUCCUUUCUAUCUGAUGAGCACGUGCACACCGUGAAUUCCAAGUACUUUGAAGAUUUGACGGAUUCCAGUGGAUUUGGGAGCAGUGAAAAACCACAGAAGCCCAUUCCAGCUUGGGGCACCAAGAUCUCUCCAGAAGCCGCUGGUGAUCCUCCACAUCCUGACAGGGGAUCCAUUGCAUCCACGACCAUCGUUGAGGGAAGUGAGACUGAGACGGUGAAGACCAUGAAGACGGUGAAGACCGUGAAGGUGGAAGCUCCGGAAGACCAUGAUGCACCAGAAGCUCCUCGGAGCAACUUGGUGAAACUGAAAACCGCAAAGAGUAUGAAAGUACAUCAAGAGUCGAUGGCGGAGCGUGUCUUUGGUUUUGUCCCAGAUCUCAAUGACACUUUUACAUCCAGAAGGAUGUCAGGAUGUCAGAAGAAAGUGCGAUCCUUGAUUUCCAGCAACUUGUUCGAGGUCCUGGCCAUGUUCAUGAUCAUGUUGAACUCUCUGCAAGUUGGCUUGCAGAUCAAUCACUUGGCAGAAACCACGGCCUUGGAUGCAGGCCCAGUAUGGCGAGCGUUUGACCUCUUUUUUUGCGCUUGGUUCACCUUAGAGGUGUCAUUGAAACUCUACGUUUAUCGCUGUCGCUCCUUCACGAUGCAUGGCUGUGCCUGGAAUAUCUUGGACUUCUUUCUAAACGCCGUGCAGAUUUUUGAAGAGAUCGUUGCUUUGGUGUUUCUGUCUUUUGACAAUGCCCAGACAGUGGUGAAUAGCGGCGUCAUGCGAACUGUUCGCAUCCUGCGAGGAAUCAAAGUCAUGCGACUUGUAAGAACGGUGCGCUUUGCUGAGGAACUUCAGCUCAUUGUGAGUUGUUUGAUCCUAUCUGUGAGGACGUUUCUCUGUGUCGUGAGUCUGCUGUUCAUGUGGAUUUAUGUCAUGGCAAUCUACACCACCCAGGCAGUCUAUGUCCAUCGCUUGGAAAACUCCAGUGGAAGUGGCGAUGAAGAUUUGGUGCGCUGGUGGGGCAACAUUCCAACCAGCAUGCUAUCACUCUUUCAAGCACUUAGUGGAGGAGUUGAUUGGAAUGAUAUCUCCAAGCCACUCUCCGAGCACAUCUCACCAUGGUUCGGUUACCUUUUGGUGGUCUUCAUCGCUUACUGCUUCUUGGCUUUGCUUAACGUGACCACCGGCACCUUUGUAGAAGCGGUUUCGAGACAAGCUGAACAUCUCAAGAUCCGAGCGCAAAUCAUCCAAGCCCGGAAGGUGUUUCAACAGAUAGAUUCAGAUCACUCUGGAAGCAUCUCUCUUCUUGAGCUUCGAAAUCAAACCAUGACUCCAGCAGUCUUGGAAUUCUUUGACUAUGUCAAUGUCGAUCCUUCAGAAGCACAGUAUCUCUUGGAGGUUUUAGAUGGAGAUGGCAGCGGCACCAUUGCAUUUGAUGAAUUUUUGCAGGGAACUCUACGGCUGAAUUGUUCAGCCCGAGCAGCUGAUAUGCUGUUGGUGGUGAGAGAGAUCAAGAGGUUUUUUGUGCAUUACAAUGCUGAAAUGCAAUUGAUCAAGCGUCGCUUGGGAAUCAUUUAGUUGACUCGUGUAGUGAAUUUGUGUAAUUCAGUUUAGUUCUGAAGGUCAGAUGGGCUCUUUGCACAUUCCUGUUACACAACAGCUGCCAAAGGCACCGAUUACAUCUAGGUGUGGCAACAGGAUGUUGCAGGGGCUCCGGAGCGCACAGCUGACCCGAUGCAAAAAGAGUUGAUCCUUAAGAAG
Messenger RNA from Cladocopium goreaui, 2032 nucleotides. NCBI's taxonomy places the organism in Eukaryota, Dinophyceae, Suessiales, Symbiodiniaceae. The record is from the annotation of a GenBank genome assembly.